Malus domestica (apple) is the source of this 1757-nucleotide messenger RNA. RefSeq names its product probable methyltransferase At1g29790. Gene Ontology annotation, molecular function: methyltransferase activity. NCBI's taxonomy places the organism in Eukaryota, Viridiplantae, Streptophyta, Magnoliopsida, Rosales, Rosaceae. The record is from RefSeq and is a predicted model, not a curated record.
UCUUCAAACGUUACAAUCGCAGCCGACAAUGUCUUGAUAAGUUAACCCUGUCUUAACUUCACAAAUCACUCUCUAAUCCCACUUGACAUUUCUUUAAUCCUUCUCUCAACCACCCCCCACUGAGUGAGUGUUUGUUCAGUCAAAUCACUCCCCAAAUCUCACUCACUCACACCGCCAAGAUGGGCUCUGUUUCUCUCAAGAUCGGCGACGGAACCGCCAGAUUCCGAAGAGCGUCGCUCUGUUCCUCCGCCGUCAACCUCCUCAUGCUCUUCUCUGUCAUCACUACCAACCUCUUCGCCCUCUACGCCUUCACAUCCGCCCCGAAAGACCACCAAACGUACCACCUCCUCCACCACACCCAGAAGAACAUCUCCCUCAUCUCCGAGCAGGUCGGUCUGAUCCUCCGCGAGAUCGAUUCGUCGCAAAAGAAGCUUGCCCAGAUGGAAAAGGAGCUCCUUGGAUACAAAAGCAUCGAUCUUUCGAAACGCAAUGUCGCGAACGAGCUCAAAGUCUUCCUCCAGCACCACCAGCUCCCUCUCGGAAAAGAUUCGAAAACCGGGAUCACGGAAAUGGUGGCUUCCGUCGGCCAUUCCUGCGAGAAAUCCGCCGACUUGCUUUCACAGUACAUGAACUACAGGGUCUCCGGGCCCUGCCCCGACGAUUGGAGCCUUGCCCAGAAGCUGAUUCUGCGGGGAUGCGAGCCUCUGCCGCGACGGAGGUGCUUUGCCAAGACAGUUACUAAGGUGGGUUUACACCCUUUACCGAUUUCGCUUUGGAAACCUGUUAGUGAUAAGAUUGUGAGUUGGAGUGGCCUUGAAUGCAAGAAAUUUGAAUGCUUGAAUGUUAAGAAAUUGAGUAGGGAUUGCGUUGGUUGUUUCGAUUUGGUUAACGGGUCCGAAACCCAGAGAUAUGUUAAGGCUAGGAGCAAGAAUGAUUUCCUCAUUGAUGAUGUUUUAGCUUUGGGGAGUGGAGGAAUCAGAAUAGGAUUUGAUAUUGGAGGUGGGUCUGGUACCUUUGCUGCUAGAAUGGCAGAGAGGAACAUGACUGUGAUCACCAACACAUUGAAUAUCGGAGCCCCGUUUAGCGAAUUCAUAGCAGCAAGAGGGCUUUUCCCUCUGUUUUUGAGCUUGGAUCAUAGGUUUCCUUUCUAUGAUAAUGUGUUCGAUAUGGUUCAUGCCGCUAGUGGAUUGGAUGUUGCGGCAAAACCGGAAAAGUUUGAGUUCUUGAUGUUUGACAUCGACCGCAUUUUGAGGCCUGGAGGUCUGUUUUGGUUGGACAACUUUUAUGGCUCCGAUGAUGAAAAGAAGAGGGAUUUAACCAGAUUGAUCGAGCGGUUUGGAUAUAAAAAGCUGAAAUGGGUUGUCGGGGAGAAGGCGGAGGCAGCAGGGUCAGGCAAAUCAGAGAUCUAUUUGUCUGCCGUUUUGCAGAAACCAGUUAGAGUAUGAUGACCAGGUACUUCUCGCAAGAAACUGCAUUAGGUAGCAAAAAUUUGAUGUUCUAUAUGCUUCCUCGCACGAAAUUUGUGCAGGUUCAUUGCUUUUUAACAUCCUCGUGAUAUGCCUUUGACAUUGCAAUAAGAGCUGGUGGUAGAAAAUGGAAUCGGUUCUGUAGUUUGUAAGCUAUCGUAUCUGUUAUUUUGUACUUCAGGGAGUAUUAGUUGUUCUGUUCUUUAGACAAUGAAUUGUUAGGAAGUGAAAAAAUCAGAGUGUAUUCAUUCUUAAAUGUACAACGGCAUCGAUAUUUGAUUCAUUUUACCA